Messenger RNA from Ipomoea nil (Japanese morning glory), 1776 nucleotides. Its product is annotated as hydroxyproline O-arabinosyltransferase 3-like. Bases 240 to 1331 code for a protein of 363 amino acids. The record is from RefSeq and is a predicted model, not a curated record. Gene Ontology annotation, molecular function: glycosyltransferase activity. The transcript has 8 exons. NCBI's taxonomy places the organism in Eukaryota, Viridiplantae, Streptophyta, Magnoliopsida, Solanales, Convolvulaceae.
UCUUGGGAACAUAGAGAUUGGAAAUAUUUAGAAGAAACGUAUAAACCUCCAAAAACUUGGAGUUGCCUUUCCAAUUUCAAUCAAAACUAUUGUCUGCAAAUUCCAACAGAUCUCUCUCUCUUCUCUUCGCUGUUACAGCUCGCUGUCACUUUCUUUGCCCCAUCACAAUUCACGCACAUAUAUAUAUAGCACUGCAUCUGUAAGAUAUUCUAUAUCGGUAGCAGGGAGAUAGAGACAAUAUGAUUGGCGGAGGGAGGAAGAACGCCGGCGGUCGAGCAGUGUCGCCAUUUCUGCUGGUACUUAUUUCACUGGGAUUCUUCUUCGCCACUUACAAUUUAGUCACGCUCCUCAUCCACCAACGACGUACCGCCGCCGGCGCCGGCGCUGCAGCAGGUGCUUCCGACUUGUCUACCAGAUGGCGGCUCGGCGAUAAUCCGAAAUUCCACGUCGCUCUCACUGCCACCGAUGCUCCCUACAGCAAGUGGCAAUGCCGGAUCAUGUACUAUUGGUACAAGAAGAUGAAGGAGUCGCCUGGAUCAGAUAUGGGCGGUUUCACCCGCGUAUUGCAUUCGGGCCGCCCCGAUAACCUCAUGGAAGAGAUCCCUACUUUCGUCGUCGAUCCGCUUCCCGAGGGCAUCGAUCGGGGUUACAUUGUCCUGAACCGACCAUGGGCUUUUGUUCAGUGGCUGGAGAAAGCUGUGAUUGAGGAAGAAUACAUUCUAAUGGCAGAACCUGAUCACAUAUUUGUGAAUCCUUUGCCGAAUUUGGCUGUUGAAGGGCAGGCGGUUGCAUUCCCUUUUUUCUACAUCAAACCUGUAGAGAAUGAGAAAAUCAUAAGAAAAUAUUAUCCAGUGGAGAAGGGCCCUAUAACUAAUGUUGAUCCUAUUGGCAAUUCUCCAGCAAUAAUCAAGAAGUCAACUCUGGAGAAAAUUGCUCCAACAUGGAUGAAUGUUUCUUUGAGGAUGAAAGAUGAUACUGAAACUGACAAGGCUUUUGGUUGGGUUCUAGAAAUGUAUGCUUAUGCGGUGGCAUCCGCUUUGCAUGGCGUGAGGCAUACUCUCCAUAAAGACUUCAUGCUACAGCCUCCCUGGGACCUUGAAGUCGGCAAAAAAUUCAUCAUUCACUAUACAUAUGGUUGUGAUUACAAUAUGAAGGGACAAUUGACAUAUGGAAAGAUUGGAGAAUGGAGGUUUGAUAAAAGAUCUCAUCUCCAAGGUCCUAUACCAAGGAACCACCCUUUGCCUCCUCCAGGGGUUCCUGAAAGCGUGGUGAGGCUAGUGAAGAUGGUGAAUGAAGCAACUUCAAACAUUCCUGGAUGGGAUAGUGACUAAGAAUGCAUGCCUCCUCUUAACUGUGAGAACUGUUCACUACCUGUCUGUACACGUUUCCACGCCGCCUGGUUAAGUCUUCAGGCAUUCAUUGGUCUGUAUCUGCAUCUACUGUGAGUGUGGAAGGGUGGGGGGUGGUACAUGAAGUUAACAUAAAUCUAUGAAAAAUAUAUUGGUUUUUCCAGAAUAGUAUAAUCUUCAUUUUACACAUUUCACUUGCCUCUUCUUUUUUUUUUUUUUAUCUAGUCCAAUACCAAAAGCACUUUUUUUUUUUUUUUUUUUUUUUUUUUUUUUUUUUUUUUUGUAGAGAUCUUGUUUAUGUUCGAAUUUGAUUUCAUUGUAAUCAAAUAGCAGUUUUGAUGUCAUGGUGGUGAUCAUAGCUCUUCAAUUUUGUAUUGCUUUCGCAACAUAAUACUUACCUAAUUUUACGGGAGUUUGCCAAAGGUUU